This is a messenger RNA of Pongo pygmaeus (Bornean orangutan), 4591 nucleotides long. It is a transcript of the gene PCDH10, whose product is annotated as protocadherin 10. Gene Ontology annotation, cellular component: plasma membrane. Bases 863 to 3985 code for a protein of 1040 amino acids. The transcript has 5 exons. Lineage: Eukaryota; Metazoa; Chordata; Mammalia; Primates; Hominidae. Gene Ontology annotation, molecular function: calcium ion binding. Gene Ontology annotation, biological process: homophilic cell-cell adhesion. The record is from RefSeq and is a predicted model, not a curated record.
GCUCAGAAACUGCCAGCCCAGACCACAGGCUCAGAGGCUGAAGCAGGAGGAAGGAAGGACUGGAAGGAAAAAGAGACAGGUUAGAGGGAAAGAGGCUUGGGAAGAAAACAGCAGAAAAGAAACUGCUCGUUACACUUACAGAGAGGCAAGUAACGGUGGAGAUGAGGACAGAGGGAACCAAGACUCUGAAAGACAAAAAAUACAAAUAGAGCGAAAGAGGAAAAAAAUGUCAAGAAGAACAUCCAUCCGGAGAAAUGAAGAGAAUGAAAGUUUUAAGCUGCAGAGCCGUUCUGUGCUUUUCCGGCACAAAAUUAUAUCGCUGAUUUUAAGCCCUUUUGCAUUUGCCAGCCGUUGACAUUAAGAGGCAUGUUUAACGGUGCCAACAGCAUCUCCUUUUCCUUCUCCUCUUCCUCUUCUUCUUCUUCCUCCUCCUCCUCCUCUUUUUCCUCCUCCUCAUUCUCCUCCCAUCAGCAAGAAGACAAACCGAGGACAGUCUUGAAAUAUCGAAAUUUCCUCUUUGGGAUUUGCCAGCGCCGCGUUGCGCCAAGACUGUCGGAAUAAAGGACGCUGACUAUUGUAUUAUCGUUAUUUUAUUAAUUGGUCAGUGGAAAGAUUACAGAUGAGGAAAGGGGACGCCUGUCACCCUUCCUGUGCUAAGAUUUAAAAAAAAAUGAGGCUGGAUUGCGGGAAGCUCUAAAAUGAAGCAAAAGGAGUAAGAUUUUUAAAGACAGAAAGCCACAGGAGCCCCCACGUAGCGCACUUUUAUUUGUAUUUUUUCAGAUUUUUUUUUUGUUUAGUGGUGGUGGGGGAGGUGAUUGGGUGGCUGACUGGCUGCGGGAAGCUACUUCCAUUCCUUUUGGAGAUGAUUGUGCUAUUAUUGUUUGCCUUGCUCUGGAUGGUGGAAGGAGUCUUUUCCCAGCUUCACUACACGGUACAGGAGGAGCAGGAACAUGGCACUUUCGUGGGGAAUAUCGCUGAAGAUCUGGGUCUGGACAUUACAAAACUUUCGGCUCGCGGGUUUCAGACAGUGCCCAACUCAAGGACCCCUUACUUAGACCUCAACCUGGAGACAGGGGUGCUGUACGUGAACGAGAAAAUAGACCGCGAACAAAUCUGCAAACAGAGCCCCUCCUGUGUCCUGCACCUGGAGGUCUUUCUGGAGAACCCCCUGGAGCUGUUCCAGGUGGAGAUCGAGGUGCUGGACAUUAAUGACAACCCCCCCUCUUUCCCAGAGCCAGACCUGACGGUGGAAAUCUCUGAGAGCGCCACGCCAGGCACUCGCUUCCCCUUGGAGAGCGCAUUCGACCCAGACGUGGGCACCAACUCCUUGCGCGACUACGAGAUCACCCCCAACAGCUACUUCUCCCUGGACGUGCAGACCCAGGGGGAUGGCAACCGAUUCGCUGAGCUGGUGCUGGAGAAGCCACUGGACCGAGAGCAGCAAGCGGUGCACCGCUACGUGCUGACCGCGGUGGACGGGGGAGGUGGGGGAGGAGUAGGAGAAGGAGGGGGAGGUGGCGGGGGAGCAGGCCUGCCCCCCCAGCAGCAGCGCACCGGCACGGCCCUACUCACCAUCCGAGUGCUGGACUCCAAUGACAAUGUGCCCGCUUUCGACCAACCCGUCUACACUGUGUCCCUACCAGAGAACUCUCCCCCAGGCACUCUCGUGAUCCAGCUCAACGCCACCGACCCGGACGAGGGCCAGAACGGUGAGGUCGUGUACUCCUUCAGCAGCCACAUUUCGCCCCGGGCGCGGGAGCUUUUCGGACUCUCGCCGCGCACUGGCAGAUUGGAGGUAAGCGGCGAGUUGGACUAUGAAGAGAGCCCAGUGUACCAAGUGUACGUGCAAGCCAAGGACCUGGGCCCCAACGCCGUGCCUGCGCACUGCAAGGUGCUAGUGCGAGUACUGGAUGCUAACGACAACGCGCCAGAGAUCAGCUUCAGCACCGUGAAGGAGGCGGUGAGCGAGGGCGCGGCGCCCGGCACUGUGGUGGCCCUUUUCAGCGUGACUGACCGCGACUCAGAGGAGAAUGGGCAGGUGCAGUGCGAACUACUGGGAGACGUGCCUUUCCGCCUCAAGUCUUCCUUUAAGAAUUACUACACCAUCGUUACCGAAGCCCCCCUGGACCGAGAGGCGGGGGACUCCUACACCCUGACUGUAGUGGCCCGGGACCGGGGCGAGCCUGCGCUCUCCACCAGUAAGUCCAUCCAGGUACAAGUGUCGGAUGUGAACGACAACGCACCGCGUUUCAGCCAGCCGGUCUACGACGUGUAUGUGACUGAGAACAACGUGCCAGGCGCCUACAUCUACGCAGUGAGCGCCACCGACCGCGAUGAGGGCGCCAACGCCCAGCUUGCCUACUCUAUCCUCGAGUGCCAGAUCCAGGGCAUGAGCGUCUUCACCUACGUUUCUAUCAACUCUGAGAACGGCUACUUGUACGCCCUGCGCUCCUUCGACUAUGAGCAGCUCAAGGACUUCAGUUUUCAGGUGGAAGCCCGGGACGCUGGCAGCCCCCAGGCGCUGGCUGGUAACGCCACUGUCAACAUCCUCAUAGUGGAUCAAAAUGACAACGCCCCUGCCAUCGUGGCGCCUCUACCAGGGCGCAACGGGACUCCAGCGCGUGAGGUGCUGCCCCGCUCGGCGGAGCCGGGUUACCUGCUCACCCGCGUGGCCGCCGUGGACGCGGACGAUGGCGAGAACGCCCGGCUCACUUACAGCAUCGUGCGUGGCAACGAAAUGAACCUCUUUCGCAUGGACUGGCGCACCGGGGAGCUGCGCACAGCACGCCGAGUCCCGGCCAAGCGCGACCCCCAGCGGCCUUAUGAGCUGGUGAUCGAGGUGCGCGACCAUGGGCAGCCGCCCCUGUCCUCUACCGCCACCCUGGUGGUUCAGCUGGUGGAUGGCGCGGUGGAGCCCCAGGGCGGGGGCGGGAGCGGAGGCGGAGGGUCAGGAGAGCACCAGCGCCCCAGCCGCUCUGGCGGCGGGGAAACCUCGCUAGACCUCACCCUCAUCCUCAUCAUCGCGUUGGGCUCGGUGUCCUUCAUCUUCCUGCUGGCCAUGAUCGUGCUGGCCGUGCGUUGCCAAAAAGAGAAGAAGCUCAACAUCUACACUUGUCUGGCCAGCGAUUGCUGCCUCUGCUGCUGCUGCUGCGGUGGAGGAGGUUCGACCUGCUGUGGCCGCCAAGCCCGGGCGCGCAAGAAGAAACUCAGCAAGUCGGACAUCAUGCUGGUGCAGAGCUCCAAUGUACCCAGUAACCCGGCCCAGGUGCCGGUGGAGGAGUCCGGGGGCUUUGGCUCCCACCACCACAACCAGAAUUACUGCUAUCAGGUAUGCCUGACCCCUGAGUCCGCCAAGACCGACCUGAUGUUUCUUAAGCCCUGCAGCCCUUCGCGGAGUACGGACACUGAGCACAACCCCUGCGGGGCCAUCGUCACCGGUUACACCGACCAGCAGCCUGAUAUCAUCUCCAACGGAAGCAUUUUGUCCAACGAGACUAAACACCAGCGAGCAGAGCUCAGCUAUCUAGUUGACAGACCUCGCCGAGUCAACAGUUCUGCAUUCCAGGAAGCCGACAUAGUAAGCUCUAAGGACAGUGGUCAUGGAGACAGUGAACAGGGAGAUAGUGAUCAUGAUGCCACCAACCGUGCCCAGUCAGCUGGUAUGGAUCUCUUCUCCAAUUGCACUGAGGAAUGUAAAGCUCUGGGCCACUCAGAUCGGUGCUGGAUGCCUUCUUUUGUCCCUUCCGAUGGACGCCAGGCUGCUGAUUAUCGCAGCAAUCUGCAUGUUCCCGGCAUGGACUCUGUUCCAGACACUGAGGUGUUUGAAACUCCAGAAGCCCAGCCUGGGGCAGAGCGGUCCUUCUCCACCUUUGGCAAAGAGAAGGCCCUUCACAGCACUCUGGAGAGGAAGGAGCUGGAUGGACUGCUGACUAAUACGCGAGCGCCUUACAAACCACCAUAUUUGACACGGAAAAGGAUAUGCUAGUCAAUUCUACAGGACUUACCUGAAGCAGCAUGAUUUGCACAAAGUCGACCAACAAAAGCAUCAACUUUUCAACUUCAUUAUCUUGGCCAUCCAGUUAGUCAUGUGUAACUGAGUAUUAGAUUUCGGGCGGAGUCAUCAUGGCCAAUUAUAGGACCUAAUUGCUCUCAGCAGGCCUGAGAAAUGAGUUGAAAUGUGCAGAACUGUAGAAACUUUAGAGGCAACAGAUUUUGCCUCCCCGAUCAGUGUGUGCCUGUUUACAGCACUAUCUAUCUUUCUCUUUCCAAAUGUCACUGAGCCCUUUAGAUGUUUAUAUUCACCACGAGAAGCCAGUCAUAAAGAUAAAGGAAAUUUGUGCAUUAUAAAUGCAAUAUCACUGUUUUAAACUUGACUGUUUUAUAUUAUUUUUGUGUGAUCAAGUGUUCCCCAAACUAUUCCAACUUUACAAGAGAAAUUGUGAUUAUGUUCUUUUCACCUGUGGGUUAUAAAAAAUGUUGUAUUCCGAAGACCCACAAGAUAUCAAAGACAUUCUGUAGUUUAUACACCGUGUUGCAAAGUGUUUACUGUACUAUUUCAAAGCUUCUAAAUAAAUAUAAAAUAUAUAUAUUA